AUGUGGCUGCGUGCCAUUUGUGGGGGCGCAAUUUGGAUAGCAGCAGAAGCAGAAAAGCAGAUGGAUAAGACCAUGGGCAAGCUGAACCUGGAGGGGGCAGUGUUUCCCAAGGAUUAUGAGUACAGUACCAAUGAUGACCCUAUGGGGGCAGUGCUUACCAAUGAUGAUGAGUACAGUACCAAUGAUGACCCUAUGGGGGCAGUGCUUGCCAGUGGUGACAAGUACAGUACCAAUGAUGACCCUAUGGGAGCAGUGCUUACCAAUGAUGAUGAGUACAGUACCAAUGAUGACCCUAUGGGGGCAGUGCUUACCAAUGAUGAUGAGUACAGUAUCAAUGAUGACCCUAUGGGAGCAGUGCUUACCAAUGGUGACGAGUACAGUACCAAUGAUGACCCUAUGGGGGCAGUGCUUACCAAUGGUGAUGAGUACAGUACCAAUGAUGACCCUAUGGGAGCAGUGCUUACCAAUGGUGAUGAGUACAGUACCAAUGAUGACCCUAUGGGAGCAGUGCUUACCAAUGAUGAUGAGUACAGUACCAAUGAUGACCCUAUGGGGGCAGUGCUUACCAAUGGUGACGAGUACAGUACCAAUGAUGACCCUAUGGGGGCAGUGCUUGCCAAUGUUGAUGAGUACAGUACCAAUGAUGACCCUAUGGGGGCAGUGCCUACCAAUGGUGACGAGUACAGUACCAAUGAUGACCCUAUGGGGGCAGUGCUUACCAAUGAUGGUGAGUACAGUACCAAUGAUGACCCUAUGGGGGCAGUGCUUGCCAAUGGUGACGAGUACAGUACCAAUGAUGACCCUAUGGGGGCAGUGCCUACCAAUGGUGACGAGUACAGUACCAAUGAUGACCCUAUGGGGGCAGUGCUUGCCAAUGGUGACGAGUACAGUACCAAUGAUGACCCUAUGGGGGCAGUGCUUGCCAAUGAUGACGAGUACAGUACCAAUGAUGACCCUAUGGGGGCAGUGCUUGCCAAUGGUGACGAGUACAGUACCAAUGAUGACCCUAUGGGGGCAGUGCUUACCAAUGAUGACGAGUACAGUACCAAUGAUGACCCUAUGGGGGCAGUGCUUACCAAUGAUGACGAGUACAGUACCAAUGAUGACCCUAUGGGGGCAGUGCUUACCAAUGAUGGUGAGUACAGUACCAAUGAUGACCCUAUGGGGGCAGUGCUUGCCAAUGGUGACGAGUACAGUACCAAUGAUGACCCUAUGGGGGCAGCGCUUACCAAUGAUGACGAGUAG
Xenopus tropicalis (tropical clawed frog) is the source of this 1245-nucleotide messenger RNA. Its product is annotated as stress protein DDR48-like. The transcript has 2 exons. NCBI's taxonomy places the organism in Eukaryota, Metazoa, Chordata, Amphibia, Anura, Pipidae. Bases 1 to 1245 code for a protein of 414 amino acids. The record is from RefSeq and is a predicted model, not a curated record.